AUGUCUGCUACCUUCCAGCAGACUAAAUUGGGGCAUUCUGUAAGGAAAAUCUCUCAUUUGUGCCAACAACUGAGCUCAUCCCUUUCACAAAUUCCCCAGAAACUCCAACGGACAGUGAGCACCUCGACCACUGUAAAUCCUCCCACCUCUGGAGGUCGUAUUAUAUUUUCUGGCAUUCAGCCUACCGGAGUCCCUCACUUGGGGAAUUAUCUAGGAGCGCUACAGCAAUGGGUUCGUUUACAGAAUGAAGCCCUGCAUUCUACGAAAUUGAUUUUCUCCAUUGUGGAUCUUCAUGCCCUCACAGUUCCGCAGGAUCCUACUAUCCUUGGACAAUGCAGGAAACAGAUGUUGGCUGCUUUGAUAGCUGUUGGGAUUGAUCCAAGGAGAUCUACUAUAUUUUUUCAGUCUGCGGUUUCAGCACAUUCUGAGUUAAUGUGGAUACUAAGCACGAUAUCAUCGAUUGGAUAUUUAUCACGGAUGACGCAGUGGAAGAGUAAGCUCCAAUUACCAAAAGAUUCUACGUUGGAAAAUUCGACCGCUCGGUCACGCCUGAAACUCGGGUUAUUUUCCUAUCCUGUGCUGCAAGCGGCAGACAUUCUUGUUCACAGAGCAACCGAUGUGCCUGUCGGGGAAGACCAAAAGCAGCAUCUUGAAUUCACUCGGGAGGUUGCAAACGGCUUCAAUCACAUAUACGGUCCGGUGCUUACCAUGCCUUCUGCGUUGAUAUCCCCAGCAAAACGUGUCAUGUCACUCAAACAACCAACCCUGAAAAUGUCUAAAUCACACUCUGAUCCCCGAUCUCGAAUCCUCCUCACAGACUCUUCGGAGGAAAUCUACUUAAAAAUAAAGCUUGCCCUCACGGACUCUAAUCAGGGAAUCAGUUACGACCCCAUCAACAGGCCUGGCGUUUCUAAUCUGAUUGAGAUACUCAGUCAUGUUCAGGGACGAGACGGAAUCUCAUCUUUUGAGGAGUUAGGGGCUGAAUACCAAUCAUUUACCAUGCGGGCGUUCAAGGAGCAUGUUGCUGUAGCAGUUGCAGAUCAUCUAAAUGGAAUCCGGCAAAGAUAUUUGGAACUUAUGAAUAAUAAGUUGAGUUAUCUGGACACCGUUGCUGAGGAUGGGGCCAAGUCCGCCACAGAAAAUGCUGAUACUACACUUAGAACAGUCAAAAAUGCUCUAGGGCUUUUAUGA
Messenger RNA from Paracoccidioides brasiliensis Pb18, 1191 nucleotides. RefSeq names its product tryptophan-tRNA ligase. The record is from RefSeq and is a predicted model, not a curated record. Gene Ontology annotation, molecular function: tryptophan-tRNA ligase activity; ATP binding. Gene Ontology annotation, cellular component: mitochondrion; mitochondrial matrix. Gene Ontology annotation, biological process: mitochondrial tryptophanyl-tRNA aminoacylation. The transcript has 5 exons. Bases 1 to 1191 code for a protein of 396 amino acids.